AUGGCAAGCACGACGACGACGAGCAGCACAGUUCCGAAAGGCGCCGAGUCGCCGCCGCCGACGGCCUCGCCCAUCCCCAAAGUCCUCGCGUUCGACGUCUUUGGCACCGUGGUCGACUGGCACGGGAGCAUCGCGCGCGAGGCGGAGCGCAUCGUGCCCGGCCUCGAUGGGGACGCGUUCGCGCUCGCCUGGCGCGAAGGAUACCGGCCAGCCAUGGCGCGCACGAUGGCCUCUGGACAGUUCCGCGUGCUCGACGAGCUGCACCUCGAGAUCCUGCGCGACAUUGCGCCGCGCUUCGGCCUGGCCCUCACCCCCGAGCAGGAAGACGAGCUCAACAAGGCAUGGCACCGGCUCGACCCUUGGCCUGAUAGCGCGGCGGCGCUCGCGCGCCUCAAGACCAAGUUCAUCAUCACGCCCCUGUCCAACGGCGGCAUCGGGCUGCUCACGCACAUGGCCAAGCGCGGCGGCCUGCCGUGGGACGUCGUGCUGUGCGCCGAGGUGUUCCAGGCGUACAAGCCCGCGCACCGCGUGUACCAGGGCGUCGGGCGCGUGCUCGGCGUCCCGAUUGCCGAGGUCAUGAUGGUCGCGACGCACCACGACGACCUCGACGCCGCGCAGGACGCCGGGUUGCAGACGGCGUACAUUGCCCGCCCGCUCGAGUUUGGCGCAAAGCAUACCGAGCUCAAGGACUCGGAGAGGAAGGAGAGGCAUCCGCUCCACUUUGACUCUAUACAUGGCCUCGCAGACCACUUUGGGUGUUAG
This is a messenger RNA of Vanrija pseudolonga, 762 nucleotides long. It is a transcript of the gene hadL, whose product is annotated as (S)-2-haloacid dehalogenase. Bases 1 to 762 code for a protein of 253 amino acids. Lineage: Eukaryota; Fungi; Basidiomycota; Tremellomycetes; Trichosporonales; Trichosporonaceae. Gene Ontology annotation, molecular function: hydrolase activity, acting on halide bonds, in C-halide compounds. The record is from RefSeq and is a predicted model, not a curated record. The transcript has a single exon.